AUGGAAGAGUCAUUGCAAGGGUGGCGUGAUGUGAAGCGACUUAUCGGCCGGCGUUUCUGCGACAAGUCAGUUCAAGGAGAUCUCAAGACGUGGCCCUUCAAAGUUGUGUCAGGUCCCAGGGACCGGCCGAUGAUCGUGGUGCAGUACAAGGAUGAGGAGAAGCAGUUUGAGGCCGAGGAGAUCUCGGCAAUGAUUCUCAAAAAUAUGCGGGAGACCGCCGUGGCCUACCUCGGCACGGAGGUGAAGAAUGCGGUCAUUACCGUCCCAGUCUACUUCACCGAUUCACAGCGCCAAGCUACCAUUGACGCCGGCACCAUUGCUGGCCUCAAUGUCCUGCGCAUUAUCAAUGAGCCCUCUGCCGCCGCGGUCGCCUAUGGGUUCGGCAAGAUGACCGACAGUGAGGAAGUUAAGACUGCGCUCGUGUUUGAUCUUGGUGGUGGUACCUUGGACGUCUCUAUUGUCAACAUCGAUCCCGGUGCAGACAUCGACAUGGCCGUCUUCAAGGUCAUGGCUACGGCCGGUGACACCCACCUCGGUGGCGAGGAUUUCAACAGCCUCAUGGUGAAACACUUCGUGCGGGAGUUUCUUAAGAAGUACAAGACGGAUGACAUCAGGAAGAACCCAAAGGCGCUUCGACGUCUUAGGACGGCAUGUGAGAAGGCCAAGAGGAUGCUCUCCAUCACGUCGCAGGCUACCGUUGAGAUUGAGUCUCUCCACGACGGCAUCGACUUCUACGGGGCCAUCAGCCGCGCAAAGUUCGAGCAGCUCAACAUGGACCUCUUCCGCAAGUGCAUCGAACACGUCAAGAAAUGCCUCGGUGAUGCCGAUAUGGACAAGUCCCAGAUCCACGACGUCGUGCUCGUGGGUGGCUCCACCCGGAUCCCCAAAGUUCGACAGCUGCUCCGGGAGUUCUUCGAUGGCAAAGAGCUCUGCACGAGUAUCAACCCCGAUGAGGCCGUCGCCUACGGUGCCGCUGUACAGGCCUCCACCCUUAGCGGCGACGACAAUGAAGUGCGGGAUGUACUCCUGCUUGAGGUCACACCGCUCUCACUUGGGGUGGAGACGGUAGGUCGUGUCAUGAGCGUGCUGAUACCCAGGAACAGCACCAUCCCUGUCAAGAAGGAGGACAUUUACUCGACCUGCUCCGACAACCAGACCAAUGUACUCAUCCAGGUGUACCAGGGCGAGGGCGAAGGAACCAAGGACAACAUCCUCCUCGGCAAGUUCACUCUCGGUGGCAUCCCCCGUGCGCCCAGGGGAAAGCCAAAGAUCAACGUCACCUUUGAAAUUGAUGCAGACAGCAUUCUUAAGGUAACGGCGGAAGACAUGAGUACGCCAAACAAGAAGAACGUCACUAUCACCACUGACAAGGGGCGGCUGACCGCGGAGGAGAUCAAGCGUAUGGUGCGUGAUGCCAACAGGUACAAUUCAGAGGACAAUGAGGAAACGGAGGAAAAAUUUUUUUAA
Messenger RNA from Triticum turgidum subsp. durum (durum wheat), 1467 nucleotides. The record is from the annotation of a GenBank genome assembly. Lineage: Eukaryota; Viridiplantae; Streptophyta; Magnoliopsida; Poales; Poaceae.